Messenger RNA from Paralichthys olivaceus (Japanese flounder), 4377 nucleotides. Its product is annotated as NACHT, LRR and PYD domains-containing protein 3-like. Gene Ontology annotation, biological process: intracellular signal transduction. Gene Ontology annotation, molecular function: protein binding. NCBI's taxonomy places the organism in Eukaryota, Metazoa, Chordata, Actinopteri, Pleuronectiformes, Paralichthyidae. The record is from RefSeq and is a predicted model, not a curated record.
GGAAACACCACCUUCCGGUUUUUGAUAACGUCACGGGAGCUUGAAAGAGACAGUUUCUUUUCUGAAUAGUAUCUGUUGAAAAUACUGCGCACAAGCAGCUGUAACAGCCAUUACCCAAAUCACUGCCGAAGCAGAUUGAAGGACUGGAUGUGAUCUGAUCCUCUGGAAGUAAUCGACUGGAAGUGUGCAGGCAGUUCUUCCCCAGAUGAAGACUGCUGAUGAGAAGCAACAAUGCACAGAUCAAGGAGAGGAUGUGAAAAACAUGGAGGAAAAGAGUUCUGCUGAUGAAACAGAUGAUGUGUCACAAGAGUCACUUCCGUCUAUCCAGGCUCUGGUUCGUCAUUUACCUCCCAGCAUCUCUGCUCAGAAUGGAAGCAGCGUGGUCGCUCCUUCCAUCAUCAAUUCUAACAUUGGCAACAUAAACAUCAAUAUCACCUCAACCAGCCAAGGGUGUAUCGUUGAAGCACUGAACCACGACACCUGUGGGUCUCUGCAGCCCCAAAACAACAAAGUAGCUGAAUGUCAGCAGAAACUUCGAGAGACACUAAAGAGGAAGUUCAGCCACCUGCUUGAAGGGCUCACAACAGAGGCAAACAGAGUACCUCUCAAUAACAUCUACACGGAGCUCUAUAUCACUGAGGGAGGAAGUGCCGAAGUCAAUAAGGAGCAUGAGGUGAGGCAGAUUGAGGCGGCGUCCAGGAUGCAUGUGGCCCAGGAGAAAUCAAUCCACUGCAAUGAACUCUUUACCCCUCCACCAGGACGACACCACCACCAUGUCAGAACGGUGAUCACGAGGGGAGUGGCCGGCAUCGGAAAAACGGUAUCUGCUAAUAAAUUCACUCUAGACUGGGCUGAGAAGACAGCUAACACCGACCUGGAUUUUGUGUUCCCACUCGCUUUCCGAGAGCUGAAUCUGAUGACAAAAAAAACCUAUAGUCUAGAGGAGCUUCUCUGUGUCUUUUUCCCGGAGACGAAAGACACAGGAAUCUUCACUGAUGGUAAAAGUAAAAUGCUCUUCAUCCUGGACGGUCUGGACGAGAGCCGACUGUGCCUGGACUUCGACAAGAGUGAAAUCAUCUCCGAUGGGAAGCAGCAGACCAAAAUCACCGUGCUUCUGACCAAUCUCAUCAGGGGGAGACUGCUCCCCUUGAGUCUUGUUUGGAUCACAUCUCGCCCAGUGGCUUCCAGUCUGAUCCCGGGGGAGUACAUUGACCUGGUGACGGAGGUCCGAGGGUUCAACAACCAGCAAAAAGAUGACUACUUCCGGAAGAAAAUUGGCAACGAGAGCUUGGCAAACAGGGUGAUCGCCCACGUGAAAUCCUGUAGGAGUCUUCACAUCAUGUGCCACAUACCAGUUUUCUGCUGGAUGGCGGCGAGUGUUCUCGGGAAACAGCUGGCGACAACUGACAGUAAAGACACGCCAAAGACUCUCACUAAAAUGUACAUAAACUUCCUGUCUUUGUAUGUGCAGAACAUGAAGAAGAGGUGGCCUGGAAGACGAGAGUCAAGCGCUGAUGUCAGAGAUAACCUCAUCUUGCUGGGUGAACUGGCCUUUAAGGAGCUUGAGAAGGGCCACUUGAUCUUCUACGAGAAAGAUCUCAUCAAAAACGGAAUAAAUAUUUCCCAGGCGUCCAUGUUCUCAGGAGUCUACACACAGAUCUUCAAUGAGGAGCUUUCACUAGGAGAGGAGAAGAUGUUCUGCUUUGUGCACCUGAGUGUGCAGGAAUUCUUCGCUGCUUUGUACGUCUUCCUCAUGUUCCACAACGACAACGUCAACGUCCUGGUGAAGAAGUCCUCCUUGGGACUCUUCCAGUUCCGAGACUCUUCAGAGCUCAUCCUCUAUAAGGAGGCAGUGGAAAAGACUCUGCGUUGUGAGAAUGGUCAUUUUGACAUCUUUCUGCGCUUCCUGUUGGGCCUGUCUCUGGAGUCCAGUCAGACUCUGUUGAAGCAUCUAAUGACCAGCAACAGAACAAAACAACGGACCAGAGCAGAGAUCAUCAAACACAUCAAGGAGAGGAUCAGGUCGAGUCUGUCCAUAGACAGGUGCCUCAAUCUCUUCCACUGCCUCUUUGAGCUGAACGACCACUCGCUUGUGGAGGAGAUUCAGAGCUACCUCAGCUCCGGCAGUCUGAACAAAGCCAAACUGUCCCCUGCACAGUGGACCACUCUGGUCUUUGUCCUGCUGACUUCAGAGGAAGAACUGACUGUGUUUGAGCUGAGCAACUACACCAGGUCUGAGGAGGGACUUGUGAGGCUGCUGCCUGUUGUUAAAACUGCUCAAGUGGCAAAUCUGAAAUCAUGUAAUCUCACUGUGACCUGCUGUGAAAUCCUGGCAAACUGCAUCAGCUUGUCUAAAAUGAGAGAGCUGGACCUGAGUAACAACAGCCUGACAGACUCAGGGAUUAUACUGCUCUCUGCUGGACUGAAGAAAAGCAAACUGGAGACACUGAGACUGAGGAGCUGCAACCUGACUGAUCGAAGCUGUGACGCCCUGGCCUCAUUUCUCAGCUCAGCAUCCUGCCAGCUCAAAGUCCUGGACCUCACUGACAACGACUUUCAGGACACAGGAAUCUCAAAGCUCGCAGAGGGACUGGGGAGUCCUCAUUGCAAACUGGAAAUACUCAUAUUGUCCCUGUGCAGAGUGACAGAAGAAGGCUGCACUUACCUGGCGUCUGCUCUGAACUCAUCCGGUGUGAGGGAGCUCAACCUGAGCUACAACCACCCAGGAGACCUGGGCCUGCAGCUGCUGUCUGCUCUACUGGAUGCGCCACAAUGCAGCCUGCAGAAACUCAGUGUGGAAGAGUGUGGUGAAUCCAGGAUUCAGCCAGGUCCAAAGAAAUAUAUCACCAAACUCAGCCUGGACCCAAACACAGCGCACAAAGACCUGGCUCUGUCCAAGGAGAACACAAAAGCAGACCGUAGCACACCACAGUCGUAUCCCGAUCACCGUGAGAGGUUUGAUUUCUGGAGACAGGUGUUGUGUCAAGAGGGACUGAGCGGCCGGUGCUACUGGGAGACAGAAUGGAGUGGGAAAACUUUCAUAGGAGUAGCCUACAGACGUAUGUGCAGGAAGGGAGAGGGAGGCGACAGCUGGUUAGGCCGGAAUGACUCUUCCUGGGGCCUCAGCUGCACAAACGAUAGCUUCAGGGUCGUGCACAACGCCACAAACACUGCUCUGACCAUCACACCCAGCUCCAACAAAGUAGCAGUCUUUCUGGACUGGUCAGGGGGGACACUGUCGUUCUACUUGGUCUCCUCCUGUGGCUCACUGACCCUCCUCCACACCUUCCAAACUUCCUUCACUGAUGCCGUCUACCCGGGGUUUCACCUUGGCUGGGUGGGCGCCACAAUCACCCUCUGCUAAAUGAUCACCAGGACAUAAAGAAUGCUUCAUGUUUCCUCCUGCUCUCUACACAUUAAGGUUCAGUUCAAAUAAAAAGUAGAAUUAUUGCACUGUGGUUAUCGUCCACCACCAACCACUGCAGUUUUAGAACACCUAAGUUUUCACUGUGACCCUUGACCAUUGAAAUCAUCUAAUUCCAAUUGAAAACUGGUCAAACUUUGAAGGAAUUCACCAAAGGCAGACUUGAGAUAUGACAUGUUUCUGAUAUGUUACAUUCACGCACAUCUGUCCGUCCUGGAGUGCUCCGUCACACAUGACUCUCUCUGAGGUUUCUAAACGUUUCUUUCCAAUUAAAAGUUUUUUUUGGGGUAGUUUCCUUCCUCACUCUUAUAUCAAGGGUUGAGAACAGAGAAUAUUGCACCUUCUUAAGCCAUAUGAGGCAAUUUGUGACUUGGGCUAUACAAAUAUAUGAUUUGAUUAAUUGACAAGGAGGUCACAGCGACCUUGACCUUUGACCACCUCAAAUUGAAUCUGUUGAUUUCGAGUUCAAGUGAAAAGGCGUCCCUCAGAUGUUCACAAGAAUGGGAUGGACAAACAACACAAAAGCAUAUUGCCUCCAACUGCUGGCUGUCCAAAGUGUUGAAACAGAAAAUGUGUUCAUCUCUUUAACCAUGAGAGUAAAAACACAGCCCCUUGAGAGGAAGUGAAAAUGUUUUGUAAUUUGGAAAAAAACAAAAUUGUUCAAUAAUGUAAAUGUCAUUAGUAGAGCAAUGUGAAGUGAAUAUUUCUAAUAAAGGCUCUCUCUCUGGAAGGCAAAGAAAAACAAAAGAGAGAAGCAACGUGUGGAGUUGCGCUUUUAACCUCAUUUUAUUAGCAGUCCCAAGAGGCAAUGAAAAAAACAAAUCAAAGAAAAAAAAAAAAGGAGGAGAAAUUGAGAUUACAGUCAAGACAAUGGGUCAAACUCAGUGAACGUGAAGAUGGAACAGAGGGCGACACACACACACACAAAUAAACGCACAAAGUAAAAAAAAAAA